Messenger RNA from Python bivittatus (Burmese python), 1120 nucleotides. RefSeq names its product family with sequence similarity 32 member A (gene FAM32A). Gene Ontology annotation, cellular component: nucleolus. Lineage: Eukaryota; Metazoa; Chordata; Lepidosauria; Squamata; Pythonidae. The record is from RefSeq and is a predicted model, not a curated record.
GUUUGGUAGCCUUUUCCUCCGUAGCCCUGAGAGAGAGGAAGGGGGAUAUUGACGCGCUGAAAGGAGCGGGGGGAUGUCAGACUACGAAGCUGUCCAGCGGGGCCCUCUCCGUCUGAAGGGGGGCACCGGCGACGCGUCUGCGGGUAAACGAAAGAAGAAGAAAGACAAAGAAAGAAACAAGAUUGUAGACCAGAUUGUGAGCAGCAAGAAGCAGGAGGAAGAAGAGGAGAAGAAGCGGGCCCUGGAUAAACGUACCCCAGCACAGUUGGCCUAUGAAAAGAUGCAGGAAAAGCGGCAAAUAGAACGAAUCUUGAAAAAAGCAUCCAAAACCCACAAGCAGAGAGUAGAGGAUUUUAAUAGACAUUUGGAUACUUUGACAGAGCAUUAUGACAUCCCCAAAGUCAGCUGGACUAAAUGAGCAUCUUUUCCCUCAACAUUUCUUCUUACAGAAUCUUUUUUUGUUUCCGGAAUAAGCACAGACAGUUGUUUUGAGCUGGAAUUCAUUUGGCAGAAUUGCUGUUUUCUUGUAACUUCUUAUUCUUGGUCAAGCUUUUGCUUUUAAAGAGAUACAUGGUAUCUGUUCCUUGACUUCAGGUAACUGGCAGUUAGCUGUUUAAGAUCUGCAUCAGUUAUUUCUACUAUAUUAUUGCAUAUUUAAGAACUUAAAAGGACACAUUAGUCCUUAACUAAUUAUAAACACGAUCAGACAAAUACAAAACACUUAAGUUUUGUGCGGGAUUCUGUUGCUGAAAGCAGCAUGAGAAGGACAAUUAAAUGCUUGGGGUGAGAGUUACUCUGCGUACCUGUUUUCUAACUUGAUUGCUGCAGUGUAGAAGAGUACUACAAGUACAUGCUAAGGGAAUAAUUACAGCAGCCAAAACAUUCAUCCAGCGUAUUUCCCUCAUUUCUAAACACCCCAACCUGAUGGCUGUACCAUCUUCUCCAGCCUCUUCGUAUGCAGUCCCAUUAUGUAAACACUUCCUAUGAAAUAUUACUUGUAAAAGACAGUGAAUUCUAACGAUUCCCAGCUUCAUCUCUUGGAAGGACCACCGCAUUCCCCGGAUAGUGAUUUGCCUUUAAUAAUGAAAAUUUGUCUAAAUAAAAUUAUCAAAAGCACAUA